GCCAAGAACAGAAGAUAGUGAGAGCGAAAUGAGAGAGAAAACAGAGCCUCUUUACCUUCCUCGCUGUCGCCACUCUCGCCGCCGCUCGCAGCUAUCGCCGCCGUCGAGCCCCUGACCCCCUCGCAGAGAGCUAGUGACCAUGUUACAGUGGGUGCGCUCUGAUGUCACCAUCGCGCGCCUGAACGGCCUUGUGGCCAAGGGGCUCCUGUGCCCGCUCACGGUGGCGCAGGAGUGGAUCGUUCCCCGCGGGAGGCUGGCGCCGGUGCUGCCCGCGGGGUAUGUCUUCUCCUUCGUCGACUUCCGCGAGCAGGGCUUCGCGACGCCCGCUCACUCCUUCUUCCGGGGACUGCUGCACCACUACGGGGUGGAGCUGCAGCACCUGAAUCCGAACAGGGUUAAGCACAUCUCCGUUUUCAUCGCCCUCUGCGAGGGCUAUUAGGGCGUCCCACCCAUCUUCGACCUAUGGAGGUAUUUCUUUUCCACCUCGCUCAUCCAGACCAAGAUCAACGGCGUCCCCAUGAGCCAUCCCAUGGGCUGCACUAGCAUCCACCUGCAUAGCCGCAACAUCGAGAUGGAGACGCUGAAUACCUCGAACAAGGGGUGGCACACCUCUUGGUGCCUCUUGGUUCUACCUUAAGAACAAAGAGGCAGCCCCUCUACCGAGGUUCAUCGGCCGGUUCGUGGAGGAGGCUACCACGUCCUGGAAGUUCAGCCCCAAGGCGAAGGAGAAGACGAGGCUCGGGAGCAUGCUGGCGGCAGUCCUGCUGCUGAGGGCCGCGGGCCUCACAGGGAGCAGCGUCGUUGGCGCCUACCACGCGCGGAGGGUCGCGCCCGUGAUGGCACGACCCUUCGCGUUGUUCGAGAUGGUUCCCUGCAUCAAGUUCGCAGGGUGCGUCGUGUUGCGGGAGCCGAUCCACAACUCUGAGGUCCGUCGGUGGCUAAGGGAAGCAUUAGAGGCCCCAUCGCCGUAUCCUGACCCCGGUAGCCGGCAAUGCUGCCGGAGCCCGACGCCAUCAUCUUCGAUCGGUCCGCCUUCUUCCUCUCCACCGCGCCGCUACCCGAGAACGCCGCUCAGCGCGAGGUGAACCGUCUCGCCACCGAGGCGAAACUGAAGUAGAAAGAAGACGACAAGUGGAAGAAUGCAGAGCUGCAGAAGAAGAAGGGUGAGGUCACGAAGCGCAAGAGGCAAGGCCUCAUUUCUUCCAGCGACGAGGCAGAAAUGGUCGAUCGCCUGAAGAACGACUUCGCCGACUCCAGUGACCAGCCGGAUUGGGAUGAGCUGGCCGACGAGGACGACACCGGGGUGGAAGGGUCCUCCUCGAUGGCGGCGAAGUCAAGCACCCCUUCCUCGUCGUGGGGUGAUUGCGUGCAGGAGGACACCGCGCUCGAUUCGCGGCCAUCGGCACCGAGGGGGCGGUGCCCCUCCCCUCCUCGGGGAUCGGGAAGGGCCUCCGACCCAUAGUGCGGCAGGGCAAGCGCUCCCCGCAUUGUGGCGGGAACGCGACAGCCAUCUCCUCUCCCAGUGCCCUUGAGUGACGCCGCGCGCACCGCUGGGACGUCCGACCCGCGCCCGGCGGCGAACAUGCUGGGGAAGCGCCACGGCGUACCGGCGGCGAUGACGGUCCCAAAACAGGCCCGCUCGGUGUUGGCACGCGAGCGGCCCAGGAGGUCGUGACCCCGACAGGGUCCGAAGGCGCAGAGGACGACGCCCCCAGGAUCCCUGCUGGGGUGGCCGUCUCGCCGCCGAGGGAGACAAAGGGCGGAAAGUGCCCAAUCUCCCCGCCAGCGGCAGACAUGAUUGAGGUCGACUCCCCCGACCAUCCCAAGGAGCGGGCGGUCUGGGAGGAGCUGCAGACGGGCCCUUCGCCGACGAGCCCAGCGGCGACCCCGUCCGCAUAAGACGCCGGAGCAGCCGAAGGGUCGAGGGCCCAGGUGACCGUUGAAGCUGCGCCGGCGGGGCCCGAGGGGCCGACCCCCGACCCCGCGGUGGCCGCCGACCCCACGCCUUCAGAGUCGGCCGCAGGCGACGCGGUUGUCACGCCCCCGACAAUCGUGGAGGUUCUGACGACGGGGUCAGCGGGGCCGACCCCUGACCCCGCGGUGGCGACAGAGUCGGAGAUGGCAUGCUCGGCCCCCUCGGGGCUGGACGGUGCUGCCCCGACGCCCACGGAGAUAUCCGGGGCGAUGGGGACAGGAGCACUCGUCGCGUCGAUGCCCAUCGUAGGGCCAGUUGGCGCUCCGGCCUCGCCUCUUCCGCAGAGUGGCGUGGUCAUGUCUACUCAGGGAAGUGGUGAUGGUUCGAGACUGCUUGCCCUAACGCGGAACUUUGCGCGGAGGGAGCUCGACUGGGGGCGACUCCGAGGGGCGGCGGCGAACGUGGCCAUGCUGAUGCGCACCCUUCUCGGGCUGGCGCUGGUGGAAAUGGAGCUUCGAGACCAAGAGCGCCUGACCCUGCGGGCCCAGGGUCAGGAGUUCACGGAGGAGCGCUGGAUGAUGGAGGAGGAGCUGGCCUCGGUUCGACGGGCCCUGGAGGAUGAGCGCAAGGUGAGGAUGGCGGAGCACAACGCCACGCGUCAGACCCUGGACGAUGUGCACGCCCAGUCAGUGGUCGUUGCUGCGGAGCUUAAGCAGCUCCGCAAGGAGCGUGGCGAGCUGCACAGUGGACUCCAAACGGUCACGCAGGAACGCGACGCUGCCCUGCAAGAGCGUGGCGCCGCUGUCUAGGAGCGCGGCGGUUGUUGACGCUCACUAACGACCAUUUCCAGGUGUCAACUUGAUCAGAAAAUCAUGAGAGUUUGCAUUUCUUACACGCAUCCUUAUCCAAUAAAGUUCCUAAGUCACACUUUACCUUUUAGAA
Molecule: messenger RNA, 2857 nt
Organism: Panicum virgatum (switchgrass)
Lineage: Eukaryota; Viridiplantae; Streptophyta; Magnoliopsida; Poales; Poaceae
Exons: 4
Coding region: 2119-2724 (201 amino acids)
Source: RefSeq, a predicted model, not a curated record